Molecule: messenger RNA, 9816 nt
Organism: Bacillus rossius redtenbacheri
Lineage: Eukaryota; Metazoa; Arthropoda; Insecta; Phasmatodea; Bacillidae
Gene: Arms
Product: kinase D-interacting substrate of 220 kDa
Exons: 24
Coding region: 3415-7830 (1471 amino acids)
Molecular function (GO): PDZ domain binding; protein kinase regulator activity
Source: RefSeq, a predicted model, not a curated record
AAUCCGGCUUCUUUAACACAUUCAGACACAGACUUCCAAGCAUUUAAUUUAGCUUCUUCAUUUUUGUAUCCUGCGGAUCCCCUGUCAUACAAAAUAUUUUUACUUUCUAUUACAGCUAUCAAAAAGCUAUCAAAUGUGCCUUCCAUUUUUAUGUUAUCGCGUGUUUGAAAACAAUAACAAACUACUCAAGUCAAGAGCACCAAUACUUUCGUGACAAUUGUUCUUUUAUAAGCCCACUCGAGUAGUACUUAAACUGUUUGCUGAUUGGCUACCAUCAUGGUCGCGCACAGAAAAUAACCUAAAAGUUAAAAGUUAAUGAACUUUCUGUGCGCCGAUCCUGUGCUAUUUUUCUGUGCGCGUGCUAUUUGCCAAUGUGGCAGCUCAUAUCUAAUAGUGUAUGUUGAACUUCUGUGCGUCUGUGCUGUUUGCUUGCUAUUGCGAAUGUAGCCCGGGCUUAACUUGUGUAUCUAACCUCAAAGCAAGGAAUAUAAAGAGUGGGAACUCAAUGCUAUAACAAACACUCUUAUUUUCUUUGGAGAUCCGGGAAAUGUGCUUUAUUUAUAAGCAAAUUAACAUAGUAAAUCGUUAACUUUUCAGAUCUAUGUUGGCAAAAUUGAUUUUUUUUUGUGGUCAUUCGCUACUGGGAAUAUUCACCAUAUAACGUUUAAGAUUAUUUAUUUUGAAUAACGAAACAACCAAAACAUUAUGUAAAAAUGCUUCAUCUUAUGUUAAAAAAAUUAUAAACUGCAUAGCCACAAAGUAUGACAUCAUACCAUUAGUUUCUGUUACUAAUAACAACACGUGCACGCGUUUGAACAGUCAUCGCAGCCAUAGUUGUUUCAUAGCUACCAAAAUCAUUCAACGUUGUCAAGAAUUAUUCCAAAUUAUGUUUUGCCAUUUUACUCAAUGCGCCACUCCGUUAACACAACAUUUUAUAAAUUCUGAACCACGAAUGUCAGUGGGAAUGUACACUAUACUGUACAUUCCAAUCUGAUACGCUUUAAGAAAUUUCUGUAGUUUUCUUAUUAUUAAAACUUAAUUUUUGAUGUUGGCAUCUUUUAACCGCACUUUUUUUUUUUUUUUCGGUGGCCGUACUCCUCCAAUUCAGUUGCGCCCGCCGAUAUCUAAGCGCUCGGAUUUCAACAAAAGGCACCGCCUCUCGAUAGAGUGAAACAGAGAAUUACGCGCACGACCUUGAAAAAAGCGACGCUACAGCGCUCUGGCGUGGAAGCUGGUAACUACGAGUACACUCUUGUGGAAAGAAGAGCUGUCUAGCGGCGGAGCUAACAACUACCUCAGUUUUGGAUCCGAAAAUUGGAAUAAUAAAUCCUAUCCCCUCGCGACUUCUAUAAGUUAUAUAUAUUCAAUGCUAUAACCGAAUUGGACAAAUUUUGGCCCCCAAAAAUUAAAUUUAACCGAAAAUAGCAUAAAAAUUGUGUUUAAACCUGUAAAAUAGGAAAAUAACAGGUUAUAUUAGCGAAAUCUUAAUUUCUGUGAGCAGAUGUGUGAAUUAUCUUUAAAACGAUGCCCCAUAAGUACGGAUGCGAUCACCGAUUGCGUCAAAAUAACCAGAAUACCCUACCACGCCACGUAAGUAUAGCAUCUCAUCCCGCGGCCGCCGCAACAUUGUCCUGCUAUCUAUCGUCGACGCGGGCUGUCUGCUGGCGGCCAUGUUGGUUCGGGAUGUUGCUUACAGGUGGUGCUAGUGUAGCGCGACGAUUUAAUUCCUUGCAGGAGUGCGGCUGCGGCAACGCACGUACGCCUCAAACGAAAUAGUCGCUGGAAAACUAUACUUUUUUCAUUUAAAGAAACCUGUCAACUUUUUUAGAAAAUAAAUUUGGGAUUAAACUCAAACCAUCACCACCCCUUUCCCGGACAGAUACCCCACAACUGACCGAAACAAAAGUUACAAGAAAACUGUCCUAGCGAUUCGGAAAUAAAUACGGUACCUAGUGCCUACUAGAGGUGUAAAAGUAACGAAAAAAUGUGUACCCGUAUGUAUUUGUUACUAUAACAAUUAGUAAUCGUUACUAUCGUUACGUUACUCGUUACUUCUGAUACCGCAUAACAUGCUAUGUUAUGUUGCAGCAACGAAUCCAGUCGUAUUGCGUACGCGUACAGUAUGCCGUCGCGGAAAUAAUAAUAAAUAGAAUAUAAACAAUUAACAAUAUUUGAUAAUUAAUAGUUUUUGUUAACCAAGAAACAAUUAAAUCUCAUUAGAGCGGCUUUUUAAUAUUAUCUCUUUUAAGAUAACAAUAAAAAAACGUGAAAAUACGCGAUUAUAAAAACAAAAAUAUACAUAUUUCUAAUUUGUAAAAAAUACUUUCUUACGUUGUUUCUGUUCCAAUCUCAAACUUUGUCUACACACGGCAGACGGCACAGAUAACUAACGGAUGUUUGAUAAAAGAAAGAAAGAAUGGGAUUCUAUUUUUAAAGCCACGCACUUAGGUGGCGACUGCAAGGCUGAAGAAUGUGACAGGCGUCAACGGCAAGAUGUCUAUCGGCGAGCGAGAGGGGUGGAGAUAAAGCAGACAAAUAACAAAAGCGCGCUUCAAGCGAUCACGCCGUAAAUUCCUCAAAAAUACCUCGUUAUAGCCGUGUUCUCGCUAUUACCGUGCUCGCUAUAACGAGAUUCUACUGUAUAUCAUUCCAACAGGACACACACCCCUCCUGUUAAUGGAAAGUUAGGAUGUAUCCUUUACUGAUUCAGUCUUCAUUCAUUUAGUAAGUACCAUGAAAGUAAGUCCUAAUUAUUUUGAUGCUAGCACAACCUGUGCAUCAACAAAGAAAUACUUUUUCAGCAAUCAAUAUGUAAUUAUUUUCAUUUACAAACUUUUCACCUCAAAUUUGCAGGUAGUUUUAAAUUUUUUCUUGUUAAAUUUAAUCAUUUGACAGUAACGAAUAAAUAAAGAUGAAAGGGUGAAGUCAGUAAUUGGAUGUUUAGGUAACAAACUAUUGGUACAUGUUUAUUAAAAGAUAGUGCCACAAACCCCUGGAAGGCCAUAAAAAUACAUGAAUAAUAGAGAGUGACUUGUCUUUUCAUGAAAAGCUCCAUCUAUGAUUAUGUAGGGAUCCUCUCAACUAUUUGAAAAGUCAAGAAAAAUGGCUGCCAUUCUUUGAGUUGCACUUUUCAAUUAUCCUUGAAGCUUUAAGGGUUCUUUUAGAAGAUAUUCAGGAACAGCUAUUUUAUUUCAAAUAAUUUAAUGCCAGUUUUAUAACUGUCUUUUUGGGCGUAAUUUUAAACACAGUUAUGGUUUCAAAGUAAGUUCAAAAGUUGUGUACCGCUUGUCGAUAAACGCUGAUGUGACUACAGGAGACUACAGACUGUCUAGUUUCAGGGAAUACAGGAAAAGAACUUGAACUGUGAAGGAAUAUUUAAUUUUGUUCUCGUGGACGGCACUGCUGGUGGCGACGAUGGGCGGCCACUCGGACGUGGUGGGCCUGCUGCUGGAGCAGCGCCCCAACGUGAACGCCCUGGACAAGGACGGCUGCACCGCGCUCACCAUCGCCUGCAAGGACGGCUUCCACGAGAUAGCCGUGGCGCUGCUCAACUCGGGCGCCUACAUCAACAUACAGGACCGGGCCGGCGAUACCAACCUGAUCCACGCCGUGAAGGGCGGCCACCGCAGCGUCGUCGAGGCGUUGCUCAAGAAGUAUGCGGAUGUGGACGUCCCAGGGAAGGAGCGGAAGACGGCGGUGUACUGGGCUGUGGAGAAGGGUAACGUUGCUAUCCUGAAGUUUCUCCUGACUGCAAACCCAGACCUGGAGAUCGCUACCAAGGACGGCGACACGCCCUUGUUGCGUGCCGUGCGCAUCAGGAACGUGGAGAUGGUGCAACUGCUGCUUGACAAGAAGGCGCGCGUGUCCGUGGCAGACAAGAAGGGAGACACGGCCCUGCACAUCGCCAUGAGGGCACGCUCCAAGGCGAUAGUGGAGGUGCUGCUGAGGAACCCCAAGCACAGCCAGCACUUGUACCGGCCGAAUAAGGCGGGCGAAACACCCUACCACAUCGACAUGAACCACCAGAAGACCAUUCUGGGCCAAAUAUUUGGAGCACGCCGCCUCAACACCAAUGAGGACAACGAGAACAUGCUGGGGUACGACCUGUACAGCAGCGCUCUGGCGGACAUCCUGAGCGAGCCGUCACUGUCCAUGCCCAUCACCGUCGGGCUGUACGCCAAGUGGGGCAGUGGGAAGUCCUUCCUGCUCAACAAGCUCAGAGAGGAAAUGAAGGGCUUCGCGCACCAGUGGCUGGAGCCCUUGCUGCAGUUGUCAUCAACGCUGGUGUUUGGAGUGGUGUCGCUUGGCGCGCUGGUGCUGGGUGUUGCCGUGUCGCUGGCCACGCGCAACUGGGUGCCGGGUGUGGCCACUGCGGGCGGCGCCGUGCUGCUCUCCUACCUGUUCUUGUUUUUCGUAUGGCACGGCAGCCAGAGGUACGACUGGAGCUGGCCGUACAACUUCCACCUGCACCUCACGCGCCGGAUGAACGCCCUGAAGUUGGUGCUGCAAGUCACAUUCUGCCAUCCACCAGGAGCCACCUGGAAUGAUGCCAUGUCUGCCCAACCAAUCAGGUUCCUGUUCACGGACCACACGCGUGUCAGCAGCACGACAGGGGGGGAGAACAGCCUGGUGCAGAUGCUGGGCUCACUGUACGACGCCAUAGAGAAGGAGUGCGGGGCCGUCAGCACGCGGCUGUACCGAGCGUUCCGCCCUCGAGCCAUAAAGUCAGCGUCGAGCUGGCGGUGGCGGCGCAUGUGCUGUGUGCCGUAUGCGGUCGUGUUCGCGCUGGGGCUGAGCUGCGUGCUGGUUGGGGCGUGCGUGCUGACGCUCUACCUCGCGGACCUCGACGUCUACAAGAGCCAGGCGGAGAGCACGGCACACCCGCCCGUGUCGCCGCCGAGCCAGGCGGGAGCGGGAAACACAUCGGCUUCAUCACAGGCGAGCGCUCCGGAUACGCAGGGAUACGGGUCUGGACGGUCGGACCGGAAGGAUGCGAUCGGCCCGCCGGGUUCUAGAGCUCCGGCGCUCGACCGCACGACGGCGCACAUCGUGCUGGUCACGGUCGGGGCCGCGCUGGCGACGGCAGUGGUUGCCAACGCCUACACCUGGGCGCGCGUGCUACAGGCCCUGCUCUUCUCCCAGCGCUCCCACCUGCGCCGUGCCAUCGCGCGCCUCGACACGCUCAAGUCGGAGGGCUUCCUGCAGUCGCUACGCCAGGAGGUGGCGCUCAUGACGGACAUGGUGAAGUGCCUGGGCAGCUUCACGUCCCAGCAGACGCGGCUGGUGGUCGUGGUGGACGGCCUGGACAGCUGCGAGCAGGACAAGGUGCUGCUGGUGCUGGAUGCCGUGCACAUGCUCUUCUCCGACUCCACCGCCCCCUUCAUCAUCGUCCUGGCCAUCGACCCGCACAUCAUCUCCAAGGCCGUGGAGACCAACAGCCGGAGGCUUUUCAGCGAGUCGAACAUCGGGGGCCACGACUACCUGCGCAACAUGGUGCACCUGCCGUUCUACCUGCAGAACUCAGGCCUGCGCAACGUCAGCGUGGCGCAGAGGACCGCACGGCACCACCGCAAGUCCUCCGCCUGGAACGACGAGGAGGGGGCGGGCGCUGUGCCGUCCGGCACGCUGUCCUCCAUGGGUGCGGGCCGCCGCCUCUCCUCUGAGUCUGCCGUCAUGAACAGCUCGGAGAAGCUGAAACCGCCGCCACCGCGCAAGGGCUCGCGCAAGAUGAAGCUGAGCGAGAGCAUCGCGAGCAGCCUGGGCAGCAACCUGAACCGUGCGGGCGGUCCACACGACCUCACCCGCAUGCUGCUGACUGAUGACUACUUCAGCGACGUCAACCCACGCAGCAUGCGCCGCCUCAUGAACGUCGUCUACAUCACAGGGCGCCUGUUGAAGGCCUUCGACGUGGACUUCAACUGGUACCACCUGGCCAGCUGGGUGAACAUCACGGAGCAGUGGCCCUACCGCACCUCCUGGAUCAUCCUGCACUACGACGCCUGCGAGGACAGCUGCGACGACGGCAUGUCCCUCAAGGCCAUAUACGACAGGUUGCGACCGAUGAUCCCCGUGUCCAAGGAGGUGGAGCCUCUGCUCGAGCUGGACAGAGACGAGAAGAAGUUCGACAUAUUCCUCACGUUCCACCGGAGUAGCCUGCUCGUCAGCGACCUCAAGAUAUUCCUGCCCUUCACCAUCAACCUCGACCCGUACAUCAAGAAGGUCAUCAAAGAGGAGUUCCAGAACGCAGAGGAGUCGUUGGGAAUGCAGAUGGCUGCGCCACCCUCGGCGGCGCCAGUGACGUCCAUGCCCGCCCCCUGGCCGCAGCAGCAGAAGCCCUCGCUGCUAAGACGGCAGAGGCCAUUGAUGCGCAGCUCGACAGUGCAGGGCCCGAGCGUGCAGUACCACCCGCAUGGCUCUUCCUUGCUCGGUUGGCAGCCGUGGAUGAGCAUGCAGGAGCCAGCGCCGCGUCCCAGCGUCUACCCCCAGCCGUCCUUUGCCGCUCAGCUGCCCCCUGGCGUGCUCGACCAGAGGCUGUCGAGCCUGACGGUCGACGACGUGUGCGACCUGCUCGACAAGCUGGAGGACCUGCACGGCCCGCGCGUUGCGCAGUACGCUCGCGCCGUCAGAGACAACAACAUCAGCGGCCGCGUGCUCCUCUUCUGCGAUCUCGGCGAGCUCAAAGAUGUGCUGCAGAUGGGCUUUGGGGACUGGGAGCUGUUCCGCGUACUGGUGGUGUCAUUGCGUGAGCAGGAGAUGGCUCAGCCGGAUGACCCUGCGCUCAAGAACGUGCGCUUCAGCGUCCCAUCCCUGCACGGCCAGCCGCCGCCCCCCGAGCGGAAAGGGUCGGUGUCGAAGUUGGGCAACGUGCAGCCGGACAAAGACAAACUGCUCCCUCGCAGCGAAUCCCGAGCGAGCAGCAAGCAGACCGUCAUGGAGAAGCAGGUGACCUUGGAGGAGCAGAUGAUCUGCGGUGCUCUGCAGACGCUGAACGAGGAGGCGUGCGAGGACGUGCUGGGUGAGGCGGGCGACGCCGCGCUCCUGAGUGGCCUGCGGCCGCCUGACGGCGAGCCAGACUGCGGUGCGCACGGCUGUGAGGACACGCAGAGGGAAGACUCGCCAGUGCACCAGACGGGGGCAGACACGGAUAAGGCCCAGCGUCAUGGCGAGUUGCAACGUGCUGGCUCGUGUAGGAGCGUCUGCACGUCCAGGCAGCUGCAGGUGCUGGCGGCCGACGAGCCGUGCUACUGCUUCGGGCGCUCUGCGGCACGGCGCUCGCACUCAGACGAGGGGCGUGCUCGGGCGCGGCGGUCCAGCUCCUCUCUGGACGAGGGCUCCCCCCCACGCAGCCCCGGCUCCAAGAGGCCGCGCGUCUCCCUCAGCCUGAGCGAGCGAGACGGCGAGGACAGCGAUGACGAGAGCACCCCGCUGGUCUCCGAGGCCUCCGCCCCAUCGACGGGCCCCUACGGUGCCCUGCCGGGCGAGUUCUUCAACAGGGGCUUUGCCGUGUCCAGCGGCUUCGGCAGCGACACGGCAAGUAGCGCAGACUCCCCUUCGUCCGUGACCACGCCCGUCUCCCCGGUUGAUAAUGGCAACGACUCGUCCAGGGACGUCUGCGCGGACCGGAACCUGUCCUCGUCACAUGGCUCGUCCGUAUCGCUCUCUCAGCUCCUGGAGCCGACCGGCAACUACUACCACCUGGUGGUGGCAGGCGGCAACACGCAGGAGCAGGUGUCUGGGGGGAACUCCCGCCGAUCAUCCGGCUCGCUGCCACGGCAGGAUGCACUGGAUUCCCUCAGAGAGCCCAACGAGAACCCAGAGACCACCGUCUGACGCUUCCUUCGUUGACCAUCUUGCUGGAGUCUAAUGUUCUUACCUGCUAGGGGCCACAGUGGUUGAGUGGCCAGAUUCAGGUGAUCCGGGUUCACGUCCCUAUGUGGUCAAACCAUAGGAUUUGUCCACAAGUGGGAGAUGUGGCAACAAUUGCAAUGAGUCCGUGAGGUUUCGUGGGGUGCUCUUGUUUCCCCCGUCUAUUCAUUCCGACAAUGAUUCAUUCUCAUCUCAUCAUUGCUUACUGUAUAUAAUGACUUUUUCAACAAGCCACUAUGACCAUUCAUUUCAUUUCUUUCUUGCAUUGACAGUGAGGGAGUGCAUUACCGAGUUUUAACUCGAGGAGAUAAGUCUUUUCCAUAUUAGGAUUUUUUCUAUUUUAUUCAGUUUCUAAAAAUUUAUUCUAAAUCUUUUUAACUUUAAAUGAAUGAAAAUAUCCUCCCAAGUUUUUACACGUGAAUGAUGAUGUGUUGACCAGCUCGGAAGCUGGUAGGAAUCCUUAGCCAUCGCCACAAAAAGGGGGCAGGGAUAUGACUGGAGUGUACUAGGCAAGGUAAUUCUACGUUGUUCGCCAUUGUCUUCCACAGCAUGGUUCUGAAGGGAUAACACUAGGUACAGCCCUGAACCUCGGAAAGUAAAUUUCCCACAAGCAAAAAUAUCCCCGACCCGGAACCGGAAAUCGAACCCAGAACUCUUGGCUCACCCGCCGGGGGAGCUCUAACCACCGAGCAAGCAGGUCGCACUUGCGCCUCGUUUAAUUCCGAUUUUACUAACUGGCUGUUGUUUACGACUGUUGGGAGGCAGUAGCUGAUGAUGUCACACGUAGAACUGAAACCAUUGUAAUAAUAACACUAGUCUAUUAAGGCAUAUGUCAACAAGUGUCAUAUGUCAUGUGUAGCCACAAAAUGUAAUAGGAACACAACUCUGCAAACACUAUAUGAUAACUUUGGAAUUUAUGACUCUAUACAUAUAAUAUAAUUACAUUUUAUGAAUUGAGUUGCUAAUUUUGCUUGUGUCACGAAUGCACAGAUAAUAAAAUAUUAUUCUCAAGUGGCUCGUGUAAUCUUAAAUGGCAUACAGAAGCCAAAACAUGUGAAAUGUGUGAGGUUGAUUAUGCGAUAUUGUUCGACUUUUUGUCUGUACAAAACAAACUCAAACAAGUUUCAGUGUGACUGUCUCUUCAUCCCAUAGAGGCUAGUUUCUUGCUGUCUCUGUUGAGACAACGCUGCUAGUGAACUCUUGUACAUUUGAAUACACUAAUAGUCAAUUGUGACCACGCUGAAAGGUCCCUUCAUAUUUAAUGUUACUUAUUAUAUCGCCAUUUUCUUCAAAACUUUCGUGAAGGUGGGACAAGGAUGCUGUAGUCAAGUUGUCAGAUCACUUGCCUCCCCACAAGGUGACCCGGGUUUUUAACUGCCGGCAGGGUCGAACCCUCAGUUGAGGCUAGUCGAAAAUGUUACAUGGUGGGUUUUCUCAGGGUGCUCAGGUUUCCUCCCUCCUGUUAAUUCUGUUUGGGCUCGAUUCACAUCUAACCACCCCUCACCAUCUCUAAUGACCCCAAUGUCAACAAGAGAUUUGCCAUAGUUAGUUCUAUCAUGUCAUUCAAUCAUCAUUCAUUUGAUCAAUCAUUAACAAAUGACAAUGCUCUAAUUGAGCCUGUUGGAAGGAAGUAUACAGAAGGCUGUGUGUGCGUUAUGCACAAUUAUUUGCUCUCUAUUUUUUUAUGUACUUAAUAUUUAUUACAAAAUGCAUUUUAUCUCAUGGCAAAGGGGUGAAAAUAUGACAUACAAUUUUGUAGGUUCAGUGUCAUUUGUAACUGUUUUUAGAUACAUGGAUAUUUAUUUGUGUGAUUAUUUUUAAAUGUUAUUUUUUAAAACUAAUUGUUUAUAUUUUGUGUAGCUAAGAACUUCCUCUUGUUAAAAUAAGCACUAGAGAAUGAAAAAGUCUAAGUAAGUUUCCUUCAUGAAAUAAACUUAUUAUGAUUUAAAU